AUGGAUAACAGUGAAGCCUCAAACAGUAAAGGAAAUCAGUCCCGAGCAAAUUCUCCAACUCAUGGUAUUGCAAACGGCGUUUUAUCACAAAUUCGUGAAAUGACAAAACUUGAUAAUUUUGAAACGAAUGUAGCAGUUCUGGAUUCUCUCAAGGAUGAGGCGUCGUCUACAAGAGAAACGUCAUUGUCCGAAAUGGAAGAAGAAAACAAAAAGCUGGAAAUUUCAAAUGAUGAGACUGUUAUAUUGCACACGUCACAAACAUUAUUCGAAACACCGGUUCAUUCGCAUGUCGAUACGAAUGUACUUCGCGUCUAUUAUCAUAAUUCAUGGCUGCAGAACAUAACCUCUGAAACACGUGCAACUAAUUGCAAAGUCUACAAACUUUCCAUAGAUGAACAUGGAGAUUUUGCAUAUCCGCGGCCACUGGAGGAAGAUCCUAUGGGAUGCUACAAGUUUCCACGGAUAACUCGCAGUAUACGGGGACAGUUCCCGGAUUUGAGAUACUACAAUUUUCCAAACGGAAACGAAGGAAUCGAGUCGUUUCCUCCAUCUUAUCGGAUUCCAGAAUGGCAGGCUCAUGCCGGCUGGCUUGGACCUCGACCAUUUUUUCGUGUGAAAUGGGGCUCCCCGUAUCCCUUUCAGCCGAGUUCUGUUUUGGAAAGCAAUGGAAACCGGUCAAGAAGAGCUCGAUUUGCCUCGAAACCAGUGAUUCCAAAAUCAUUUCGAUGUGAUCAUAUGCCUCAUUAUCACUACGUGUUCCCUCUAAACAUGCCACUUUAUUGCCGCGAAUUGACAGUGUUCAAUCAUAACACUGUUUCAGAAUAUAAUGGAGAUGGAAGUUCGUUUCACAGAGAUGCAUCAAGUUCCUCGCUAUCAAAUAAUCAACCAGAGGAUUUAGUGAUUCCAUUCAUCAGUCGGGUUGCACUAAAAGUCAAUCAACCAUUUGACAUGUUUCCGGGAAUCCCCACCUGGUUUUUUCAGUCGAUGUUAAACAAUUAUUAUCUUCCAAUUGGAUUAUUGACAUUUGCCGAUUUUCUGCUUUUGGCAAUGUAUCGAUGCAUUGAACUACAUUUGUUGGGGGAAAGAGAUGGUUUAGUGAAGGACAACAUUGACCUUAUGCUUCAUAUCGGAUUAGUGGCAUUUUUCAAUCAUUUAGUGAAUUCUGAAGACACCGACGAGGAGUCUGUUGAAAUCGACAUUGAAGUGAGUAUGAGGAGCUGA
Messenger RNA from Caenorhabditis elegans, 1221 nucleotides. RefSeq names its product PMD domain-containing protein (gene F38B6.8). NCBI's taxonomy places the organism in Eukaryota, Metazoa, Nematoda, Chromadorea, Rhabditida, Rhabditidae. The record is from RefSeq and is marked reviewed. The coding region runs from base 1 to 1221 and encodes 406 amino acids. The transcript is spliced from 3 exons.